ACACUGGAAUUUUGUUUUUUUUCCUCCUAUCUUAUCUCUGCACACACACUGUACCUCACAUGAACACACACACAAGAAAUUCCGUGAGAUAUGAGACGGCAGCUAAUAUUUGAUGUACGUGUGCCUAGGAAGAGAAACCAUGGGUAGCCUUUUCAGUGUGGCCUAUCACGUUGGAGCAACCAUUGGAUCCAGGGACUAUAUUUGCCUGCACCCUUGCCUGCUGUGUGACCCUGCUGGGGCUCUGCAAACCUGGAGAGAGGCCAGCCUGUCCAUCUGGGGAUGGGGGGGUCUUGGAGUUGUGCUUUUCCUCAUCACCUUCGGACCCUUUGCUAUAUUUUAUCUGGCCUUCUACAUCUUCUGCUUCGUCGGAGGGGGUUUUGCCGUCACGCUGUUGUACGGGAGGACCAACUCAGAGAAACACCUGGAGAUGUGCGAGCACUCUUACCUGCCGCCCACGGCAACGGGUAUCCUGAAGACGCUGGAUGAGAUGAAGCUGGAGCAGAAGCCCAUCAAGAUCGACCGGAGGCUGACCGGCUCCAACUUCAUAGACGAGCCGCUGCAGCAGGUCAUCCAGUUUGCGUUGAGGGACUAUAUCCAGUACUGGUACUACACUCUGAGCGAGGACGACUCCUUCCUACUAGAGAUCAGACAGACACUCCAGAAUGCACUCGUCCAGUUCUCCACACGGUCCAAAGAAGUAGACUGGCAGCCUUACUUCACCACUCGUCUGGUGGACGACUUGGCCACUCACCUGAGAGUCUUCAGGAAGGCCCAGGACAGGCUGGGAGAGAGGGAGGACAACAAGCAGAGAGAUGUAUCUGAAGAGCUGGUGGACUCGUUCUUCGAGGCCGAGGUGGAGAUGGAGAGGAAGAUCUGUCGGGACGUGGUGUGCACCUCUCACAAAGACGAGGAGGGUUUCCUGAGGGACCUGUGUGAGGUGCUGCUGUAUCUGUUACUACCUCCUGGAGACUUCCACAACAAGAACAUGAGAUACUUCCUUAGGGAGGUCCUGGCUCGAGGGGUGCUCCUUCCUUUGAUCAACCAGCUCAGCGACCCAGACUACAUCAACCAGUUUGUCAUCUGGAUGAUCAGAGACUCAAGCUGUAACUACGAGGCCUUCAUGAACAUUCUCAAGCUGACAGACAGGGUGGCUGAACUGGAGGCGGUCAAAGACAAGGCCCUGGAGGAACUGCAGUACCUGCGCUCUCUGGACACAGCAGGCGAUGACAUCAACGUGAUAAAGAAUCAGAUCAACAGUCUGCUGUUUGUGAAGAAGGUGUGUGAGACCAGGAUCCAGAGGCUCCAGUCUGGCAAGGAGGUGGACGCCUUGAAACUGGCGGCAAACUUCGGCAAGCUGUGCAUCAUACCUCUGGAGCACAUCCUAGUGCACAAUAUCGCUCUGCAGUUCUUCAUGGACUACAUGCAGGCCGCAGGAGCCCAGGCGGAGCUGUUCUUCUGGCUGACAGUGGAGGGCUACCGCGUGACGGCCCAGCAGCAGAUGGAGGUGAUGGAGGCCCUGCAGAAGGACGGCAGGAAGCAGGCCGGGGCCACCAAAGGCCUGCUGAAAGCAGCAGCACUGGGCGUGUUCGAGCAGUACCUCUCUGACAAGGCCUCCCCCAGGGUCCAGGUGGACGAGGCCAGUGUGGUGAGGUUGGGGGAGAAGCUGCAGAAGGAAGACCCCACGCCAGAAAUAUUCGACGACAUCCAAAGAAAGGUGUACGACAUGAUGCUGCGUGAUGAGAGGUACUACCCCUCCUUCAGACAGAGUCCUCUGUACGUCCGCAUGCUGGCUGAGCUGGACAUGCUGAAGGAGCCCAGCUUCAGAGGCUCAGACGACGGAGACGGAGAAUCAUUCAACGGUUCUCCGACAGGAAGCAUAAAUCUGUCUCUGGACGACCUGUCAAACUCUUGCCAUGACGAUACUAUGCAGCUACAUGCCUUCAUCUCUGAUACAGGGGUGUGUAACGACCACGGUAAGACCUACGCACUCUACGCCAUCACCGUGUUCCGCCGCAGCCAAGACGGCAGCGAGGACUGCUGGAAAACCUACCGCCGCUACUCCGAUUUCCACGACUUCCACAUGAGGAUCACGGAACAGUUCGAGAACCUGACCUCUAUCCUCAAACUUCCGGGGAAAAAGACUUUCAACAACAUGGACCGAGACUUCCUGGAGAAGAGGAAAAAAGACCUCAACUCAUACCUACAGUUGCUGCUGAACCCAGAGAUGGUGAAGGCCUGCCCCACUCUGGUUCCCUACGUGUAUGAUUUCCUGGAGAACAAGGCCUACAACAAGGGCAAGGGAGACUUUGCACGCAAGAUGGACACGUUUGUGAACCCGCUCCGCAGCUCCAUGAGGAACGUGUCCCAGGCGGUGAAGGCGCUCCCUGACAGCCUGGCUGAGGGGAUGAACAAGGUCUCAGACAACAUGGGCCGCAUGUCAGAGCGGCUGGGGCAGGACUUCAAGCAGUCCGUGUUCAAGGUGCCUCCGAUGCUGCCCAAGUCCGACAUCGACCCGGAACACUGCCGAGUCUCCGCCCAGCUGGAUGAUAAUGUGGAUGACAACAUCCCCCUGCGUGUGAUGCUGCUGCUGAUGGACGAGGUGUUCGACCUGAAGGAGAGGAACCAGUGGUUACGCAGAAACAUCAAGAACCUUCUGCAGCAACUCAUCAGAGCCACAUACGGAGACACCAUCAACAGGUACCACACACACACACACACACGUGUCACACACAAUCUCUCUCUCUCUCUCUCUCUCUUUCUACCUCUGUCUCUCUCUCUCUGUCUGUCUCUCUCACUGUGUGUGUGGUCUCUGUUCUGUAGGAAGAUCGUGGAUCAUGUGGACUACAUGACGUCUCCAGAGCAGGUGGCAGACUACGUCAAGAAGUUCAGGGAUUCAUACUGGCCCAAUGGCAUUCUGGCUGAGACUCUACCUCGCCGGGACAAGAGCAUCCGCAUGAGGACACGAGUUGCUGCCAAGACCAACCUCCUCGGAAUCAUGCCAGACGAGCUAAAGCACAUCAUCGGAGCGGACACCACCCGCAAGGGCAUCCUCCGCGUCUUCGACAUGUUCCAGCACCAGCCCAUGAACCGCCGCCUGGUCUACGUGUUCCUCGAGGGCUUCCUAGAGACCAUGUUCCCCCAGUACAAGUUCCCCGAGCUGUUCGUCAAGCUGCACUCUCGCUCUCCGCGCACCCACAGAUACUCUCAGAAACAGAAAGCCUGCUUCAAGAGGUGACAGGAGGGAAGGGGAAGAGCGCACGCGCGCACUCGCUCUCUCUCUCAUACACACACGCACACAUGGUGUGUGGCUGAGGGUGAGGAGCGUGUGUAGGUUAUACGUGAUGAUUUAGGUGAAGCGUGUUUGUGUGAGGGAACAUUUAUUAGUCUGUGUCCUUCCCGGCAAACGAGUUAUCACUGUUCCCUUCCCUGUCGGACUAGCCUAGGUAACGAGACCUCCGUCAGGAGUUCCUCACACUGAGUCCUCUCUCCUCUCACCGACACGGGAACAUAACCCCCCCCCACCCCCUCUCCCAUUCGUGCCACCAAGAGACUAAAUGUAGCGGGCGAUAAUGGGAAGAGGUUAUGUUUAUUUCAAUCGUUUUUUUUGUUGGUUGUUGUUUUUUUUACCCCUCUUUUCUUUGAAGUUUCUGUUUUUGAAGAUCGUUGUUUUUAUUUGAUCUGUGUGGUCAGCCCAGAGCGGACCACUGACAUCUCAUGUAUGCUUUUAACCUGCAGGAGUAGAGAUAGUGUGGGGGUAUGAAACAUGCUCCCCGCCCCCCUUUCACGCCUUACCCCCUUAUGCCCCGCCUCCCCCGCCCCUCUCUGCUUCUGUCUCCUGAGUAGCUAAGGCUGAGAGCCGUCUGGCCACUGUUUGUUUGUUUUUAUUGCACCUAAAUUCAACGUCUUCAAGCCGGCACAGGCAUCAUCUUUGAUUGCCAUUUUCUAAAACGUCACCAGUGUAUGAACACAAAAUGUCAUGGUAUACGUAUUGAUAUUAACAUAUUUGUCUGUAGCGGAAGGUCAAACUCGAGAGAGCAGAUACACGGGGCUGUUGAGAUUAUUUAUUCUAAAGAUUUUUUUCUGACGCAAGGCCUUCAUCAUGAUGUUCCAAGAAGGGUUCUGACUGGUUUUUGCUGUUCUCGUUUUGUUUUUUGUGUGUGUGUGUGGUUGUUUUUUUAUUUUUCUGAGAAGUGACAUCACCUAUGGUUAACCUAACCCUUCUCGGAUAGGCUAAGGCACACCCAUUUUUAACGCUACUGACGUAACCCUGACAACCAAAGCUCCAGCUGUUCCCAGUAUACGUGUUUGUAUGUAUGAUGUGGAGACACUGACAGCAUAGCUGUGCUUCAUCUUGAUGAUCAUGUGAGGGGGAAAAAACGACACUCAAGAACAUGAGACUACAGAGCAGGAUGAGUGUUACUCUUGGUCCCUGUAGAGGGGAGAUAUCUGUCUGUCCACGCAUACAGAGAUAUGCUGCAAAGAAUGUACUGGCGACUGGUCUAAAGUGUAUUCCUGUUGUUCUGAAUGAGAAGGUGUGAGGGUGGGUGUGUGUGUGUGUGUGGGGGGGGGUGUUUGGGUGGGUGGGUGUACAUGCGAGUGUGUGUUAGCACUAAGAUGCAAUCCUCCUCAGUCAGAAACUGUGCCAGUGUAAGUUAGUGAACCAGCCUUAAUAUUACAGACCAAGAGACGCGUGCUAGAAGUAGCUCUUCUUACACAUGACUACGUCACAGAAAGGAAAACAGAAAUGGAGAUAUAUCCCUAGUUAAUCACUUUUAAUUUUGUGCAAUAUUUUUCUUUAAUGCAUGUAUAUUCAAAUAAUUGUAUAUUGAAGAAAAAAAAAGACACGUCAAUACUGUUUGGAGAAACGACACAAAAGUCAAUAGAAUUUUCCCUUAAAAAAAACAAAAGAAAAAAAAAUCUGCUGAUCCCAACAACUUACAUUCCGUUGAUGUAAAGUACAGUGUUUUUUUUACAGACUUGUUUUAUAAGUCUUUUCUUCUUCACUCCCUCCUGGUGAAUAUGUGCUCUCCCUGUCGUCUCGGUAGUAGCAAGAGAGUUCCGAGCAGAGGGGACACUGAAGACCUGAGAGGCAGUUGGUCUAAAGUUAACUGUCACUCCUUGAACAAGCUGGAAUGCUUGUUGGUUCAGUGACAGCAAAUGGGCCUAAUGCAUACAAACCUGUUCUCUUGUCCAAUUCUCUGUUUCUGAUGUAUGAACCGAUGCCAGGAUGGAGAAAAGCAUCUCCUGACCAAUAGCAUCAUAGGAAAUCUGUCCUGUGACCAAUAGAAUCACUGCUGAAGAGCACUUACCGGAGAGUGACUGUGGGAGAGCCAUCCUAUUGGCUGAACAGAGCUCCAUUCUGCUGCUGCCAUUGGAUGGAACUGUCCCUUGUCUGCUGUGAUUGGCUUGCACUAAGCAGGACUGGGGGAUUCUGAUUGGCUAAAUGAGGACAUGAACUCUGACCUCGAUGCUAAAAAGGGAGGAGGAUGUUUGUCACUGUACUGGAAGAGGUGACAGAAGGUGACUAUGCCUUUUGGCAUCGCCUCAUUGCUCCAUGUAGGAUGGCUUGUCAGGUUUAUUUUUAAUUUCAUCCCCAGUACAUAUGAAUCAAUGAAAAUGAAAAUUGUGCAUAUCGGUGUACAGUGUGUAUCAAUAGUGUGCCUAAAUGUACUGUCAACUCUAUUUUCAUAUUUUUCUUUAACAAAACAACAAAAAAAGAAUCAGAAUGUCACAGAAUGUCAUUUUAUGCGACUUAAAAGGACUUUUAGGGUGUUUUUGCAUCAUGCUUAUCAACUCUUCCUUUGGAGCAGCUACGCUCAGAACAGUAUAACACUAAUAAUAAAACAGUAACUCAGACUAA
Hypomesus transpacificus is the source of this 5860-nucleotide messenger RNA. RefSeq names its product sorting nexin 13 (gene snx13). The transcript is spliced from 25 exons. The coding region runs from base 113 to 3235 and encodes 1040 amino acids. The record is from RefSeq and is a predicted model, not a curated record. Gene Ontology annotation, molecular function: phosphatidylinositol binding. NCBI's taxonomy places the organism in Eukaryota, Metazoa, Chordata, Actinopteri, Osmeriformes, Osmeridae. Gene Ontology annotation, cellular component: early endosome.